AUGGCUACUAUUGCGAUUGGUUUUGCGACAGCUUGGUUCUUCGUCGUUGCGAUGUUCUUCAGUAUUAAUAACUUUGAUACCAUUGUCGGCACCGUUACAAGAGUACCAAUUCUAGAAUUAUUUUACCAGUCUCUUGGCAACAAAUCUGCUGCAAUCCUUCUAGAGUCCCUUAUCAUGGCAACUGGAAUCGGUUGUCUGAUUGCAUGUCACACAUGGCAAUCCCGCCUCUGUUGGACUUUUGCUCGAGAUGGCGGUGUCCCAUUCCAUAAGUCCCUAGCCAAGAUCAAUGUUACACUAGAUGUUCCAUUACGUGCACAUGCUUUGAGUGCAACAGUCGUUUCUAUACUUGGACUUUUGUAUUUGGUUUCAACAACUGCUUUUAACAGGUUCUCAUUCCCAAUACAUCUUCCUGUGACCACAUCCAUUACACCAUGA
Messenger RNA from Sclerotinia sclerotiorum 1980 UF-70, 435 nucleotides. RefSeq lists its product as hypothetical. The transcript is spliced from 3 exons. NCBI's taxonomy places the organism in Eukaryota, Fungi, Ascomycota, Leotiomycetes, Helotiales, Sclerotiniaceae. Bases 1 to 435 code for a protein of 144 amino acids. Gene Ontology annotation, biological process: transmembrane transport. Gene Ontology annotation, molecular function: transmembrane transporter activity. Gene Ontology annotation, cellular component: membrane. The record is from RefSeq and is a predicted model, not a curated record.